AUGGACCGGCACAAAGUGAAGCGGCAGCGGCUGGACCGGAUCUGCGAAGGCAUACGGCCUCCUAUUGUGAAUGGCCCAAUGCCAUCACGGCCACUGGUUGCACUCCUGGAUGGACGAGAUUGCACUGUGGAGAUGCCCAUCUUGAAGGAUGUUGCUACAGUGGCAUUUUGUGACGCUCAGUCAACUCAGGAAAUCCAUGAAAAGGUGCUGAAUGAGGCAGUAGGAGCUCUGAUGUAUCACACCAUUACCCUUUCUCGUCAGGAUCUGGAGAAAUUCAAAGCCCUCAGGGUCAUUGUGCGUAUCGGCAGUGGCUAUGACAAUGUUGACAUCAAAUCUGCUGCAGAGUUAGGCAUUGCAGUUUGCAACAUCCCCUCCUCCUCAGUAGAGGAGACUGCUGACUCCACCCUCUGCCACAUCUUGAACCUCUAUCGCCGUGUUACUUGGCUGCAUCAGGCCAUGCGGGAAGGGAACCGAGCUGCCAGUGUAGAGCAGAUUCGAGAGGUGGCUGGAGGCGCUGUGCGUAUCCGUGGGGAGACUUUGGGCAUCAUUGGACUAGGCCGAGUUGGACAGGCAGUGGCUCUGCGAGCCAAGUCCUUUGGCUUCAACGUGAUUUUCUAUGACCCCUAUCUGCCGGAUGGAGUGGAGCGAUCCUUGGGUUUACAACGAGUAGGAACCCUGCAGGAUCUACUAAUGCACAGCGAUUGCAUCACAUUGCACUGCAGCCUGAAUGAACAUAACCAUCACCUCAUCAAUGACUUCACUAUUAAACAGAUGCGCCAGGGCUGCUUCUUAGUGAACACAGCCCGGGGAGGACUGGUAGAUGAGAAAGCCUUAGCACAAGCCUUGAAAGAGGGGAGAAUCAGAGGAACAGCAUUGGAUGUGCACGAGUCUGAGCCUUUCAGCUUUGCUCAGGGACCCUUAAAAGAUGCACCCAAUGUGAUUUGCACCCCUCACACUGCCUGGUAUAGUGAACAGGCUUCCAUUGAAUCCAGAGAAGAUGCAGCUAAGGAGAUCCGCAGAGCUAUUACAGGUCACAUACCUGAUGCUUUGAGGAACUGUGUUAAUAAGGAGUACUUGCUGUUAGCAGCUCAGUGGUCCAGUAUUGAUCCUGCAACUGUCCACCCAGAACUCAAUGGAGCUGCAGCUUACAGGUUUCCUCCAGGAGUAGUGGGAGUAGCCACCCCUGGGCUACCAGAACCACCAGUAGUGGAGGGGAUUGUAGCUCAUGGGAUCCCUCCUGUUUCUCACUCUGCACCACGUACCCCUUCCCCAGGAGAGACAAGCAAACUGGAUGCAGACAGAGAGAUUCCCGCUGACCAAUAGCAGCAUCUUUCUCCUCUCCUCUGGCAGCAGAAAAAAAGUAGGAGGAUAUGUCCUCCUAGGACCUGCUUUAACACCCUACAGAGACUGUUUCCCAUUCCUUUAGGAUGGGAGAAUGCAUUUCAUGACCGGCAAACUUUAGCUCUUGCCUUUCUUUUGUAACCCUUUAGUUUUAAUCUGUCAACUCUUUCUCCUUCUCUGGGGCAGGGCAGCAGCGAGCUUGCCUCCCUUUGAAAAUACUUGGUUUAACAAAUGAGUUUUCCCAUUUUUCUGCCUUGGUCGUCUGUGACAGGGAACUGUCUUGUGCACUGGAAAAGAGCAGUGGAGCUGCCUGAUCAGGGAUGGCCCUUGGAGUUCCUAAGGCCAGACUUCAAUGCACACUUCAUAUGUGACUUAUAGUUCAAUUUGGCCGAACCUCUCUUCUAAGUGUAGCUGUGGCAAAUAACAGAAAAAUAUUGGAGAAGUUGUGACUGUUGCCUUUAUGCUCUUGGUAGGAUACAGCCUAGGCUCAGCAAUGUGUCUUACUUGGUUUGUUUCACUCAAGGUUUCCUCUGAGAACAGACAGAGUGCAGGCAUUGCUAGUCCUUGACAAUGCAAAGUUUUGUCUGUGCAGUACUAGGCCUGAAGUUCAAAGUAACAGUCUCAACGCCACCCUUGUCAGUAAUUCGGAAGGGACUGAAAUGUCAUCCAAUGUGUUCUGGUGGCCAUUAUUCUUGUGAGGCUUCAUAAGAGUUCACCCUGGAGUUUGUGUAACUCGGAGAAGGCAGGAGAAUGGAGAAAUGGGGAAAGACUUGCACUGGGAGACAGCAGGUAGCAAUAAUUCACAGCCUCAGUUGCUGGUUGCUCACACACAUACCUUGCAGGAUGAUGACAGUGUUUAUUCACAAGGUAUUGAUCAUGUUUGAAAUCUUAAGUUUUAUGCUACAGGUUUUUAUUACUGUUUUUGGCAUAACUGUAUCAACUACAAGUACCAUACCACUUGUCUCUGUGCUGAUGAAGAAAGCAGCUUUUAACAGUUGACCAAAUGACCAUAGCCCUGCUAACAUGCUGCAUCUCCAAUAGUGGGCAGGGCAUGGCUGUUUUUUCACGAGUAAGUUUUGUGAUACUAAAGAAGAAAGAACACUCCUAGCUUGUCACUCAAAGCCAUGGCAAGGAUGUUUCUCUCAAGUCUUUCUCCAUUUCACAAAUGACAGAAUAUGAAUCACGUCUUUGAGGGGUAUGGAGUCACAAGUAAAACAGGUUCCAUAGGAGAACAUUUUCUUCAAUUCCAAAUCUUCCUUUAGUUUAAUCUUGUUACACUUCAGUUGCAGCCUUUCUGUGCACAAAAUGUAACAGUUCGUGAUCGAUUUGUUCAUGUGGUGUGGCUAUAUUAAAGUAGGUGCUAUAUGAGAGGCAUACCCUGUGUGUGGGUUUGUCUGCCUCCCUUGAUUCUUCCCUCUGUUGUGUGUCUGUGACUGGAAGUUGAACAGCUGAGAACAGGGUGGAAGUACCUUGAGGUGUAGACAAAAACCUCUGUUUAGGCUGUUUACAGUUUGGGAAGCUGAGGAAAUCUUCCAGAGUCACUAAAUUUUCAGAUUUUUUUCCUGGGUUUAAAUUUUUCUCUAGUACUGCCUUCAUAUUGGCUUACUACUGAUGCA
Messenger RNA from Indicator indicator, 2957 nucleotides. Its product is annotated as C-terminal-binding protein 2. Gene Ontology annotation, molecular function: transcription corepressor activity; NAD binding; oxidoreductase activity, acting on the CH-OH group of donors, NAD or NADP as acceptor. Lineage: Eukaryota; Metazoa; Chordata; Aves; Piciformes; Indicatoridae. The record is from RefSeq and is a predicted model, not a curated record. Bases 1 to 1323 code for a protein of 440 amino acids. The transcript is spliced from 9 exons.